GAGACAAAUCAUGCAACUAAAAUUCAAAACUGCAUGUUUCAUGCUGCUAUAUAUCAUGACCCUUAAAUAGUACCUCAAUUUAACACACACAAUCCCAAAGACCUCUACCCUAGAGCCACACACACAGAUCUACUUCAUCUGUAGAUCUAAACUCAAGAGGUCCACAACACAAAAAAAAAAAAUGUUCAGUAGUGGUCGGCAUGAACACCCCCAAAACUUUCUCCAAAUUAAGCAGGAAGACAAGUUCUUCAAUAGGCUUUUGUCCAAGGAAAGGACCAAACCAGAGUCAUCUUUCAGAGUCCUCUACUAUGGAGGUGCCUCUAGUGCCAUACCAUUCUUGUGGGAGUCACGGCCAGGUACCCCGAAACACACACUCUCACACACUCCUCUCCCUCCUCUCACUCCUCCGCCUUCCUAUCAAUCAACUUCCAAAAUGUUGCAAAUUCGAAAACCUCCCAAGUCCAGUUUUCUUCACUCCAUCUUUUCUUGGAUGGGUUCGAGGAAAAGCCAUGUGACACCAUCGCUGUCAGCACUGUCGUCUUCUUCUAUCUCCUCGUCGUGCUCGUCAUCGUACUCGUCUCCAUCCACUCCGGUGAAUCCAGGCGUGCAUGGAUUUCGCCGUUGUUUCUCUCAUUCGAGGGCAGCCAUCCAUUUCGGGAUCGAGGACAACGAGAAGCAAGCCGUUGGGUCGCCUACUUCGACUCUGUGUUUUGGUCCUACACAUGGGAUUUCCGGAGAGUUUGGAGGUCAAUGUUCCAAAAUCAAAGUAAAGAAGGCUUUGCUGUCCAUGAUAGGCCAUGGUAGGGCUUAGUGAUUAAUUUCUGUGUGUUCAUGUUGAUUUUUGUAUAUCAUUUAUCAUGUUAAUUAGUUAGAGUUUUGGGGGUGUGAAAUGUAGUUGAAUCAAAAUCCUCUCCUUGUCACGAUUUUUUAUUAUUCCAGUGAAUUUUACUACUUACUAUUUGAAAUUAGUAAAAUUCACUGAUCAUAUGUAAACAGCGAAAAUCGUUGUCGGAGAGAAUUUGAGUUCUCAAAUAUUUUGUAUUGCUUAAUUUGGGCUUUGGCUACCUAAACACAUAAAGAAACAAAAUAUGCGUGUAUUACCAAGAUAAAUCCCAAGCUGAAUUAAAUCCAUAAUCUGUUUUUCUAAUUAA
Messenger RNA from Cornus florida, 1151 nucleotides. RefSeq lists its product as uncharacterized. The record is from RefSeq and is a predicted model, not a curated record. The transcript has a single exon. NCBI's taxonomy places the organism in Eukaryota, Viridiplantae, Streptophyta, Magnoliopsida, Cornales, Cornaceae. Bases 182 to 811 code for a protein of 209 amino acids.